Aspergillus mulundensis is the source of this 1200-nucleotide messenger RNA. RefSeq names its product PIG-Y family protein. The record is from RefSeq and is a predicted model, not a curated record. Lineage: Eukaryota; Fungi; Ascomycota; Eurotiomycetes; Eurotiales; Aspergillaceae. The transcript has a single exon. Bases 1 to 1200 code for a protein of 399 amino acids.
AUGGAAGAUGCAAACAACGGGAAGGCUGCGGCAACGUCACUCGACAAUGAAGACCAGCUCUCUGGCCGAACGCGGUCUGGAAGCGCAAGCAGUGGACACAAGCGCAAUUCCUCCGGCUCAUUGCUCUCACGACUCUCAUUUUUACGCAUGAUGCAGGCCAGUCAGGGCCCCUCGGACCGAGGACGUUCCAACCUCGAAGCAGAUGACGACCGCGACGAUCUCGGGUCCGGGUUAAGAGGCGCCAGGGCCAUGUCAACUGCGCUACAACAGAGAAGGACACGACGGAGGAGAGGCUCGCUGAGAAAGACGGCUUUACUCGGCACGCGAUUUGAUUACCGAGAUAAGAAGGGUGGCAGGCCGGCUGUCGAUGUUCGUGGGGAUGUUGUCGAUCAACAUCAGGCUCAAUCGCAAGCGCCGCAGCAACAGCGACUUACGCCGCCUCCUAUACCUACCCAUACUCGCAUGAAGUCCUUCGGCGACCCGGUCUCACCAAAUGAUGGGUUUAUACCUAGUCAGCCGUCGGGUCGGGAGGGGCUGGGGCAAAGUAACACAACUUGGACCCUGAUGGACGCACCGCAAAGAGGUCGGAAGGCUUCUGCGUCGGCGCCGCAACACCUCCAGCCUAUUCGGUCGAAAGAGAAUAUGCUCGGCGAAGAGGUUACCACUGAUGAUGAAGAUAUUGUUUCUUUUCCUCCAAGGAAGAAUACCGGCUCUGCCGCGACCGCGUUCCACAGUUCCUCUAAUACCUCAAGCAACAGCGGGACUGCGGGCUUACGCAUUCCGACACCCUCAUCGAGCACAGACUCGUACUACGGGUUGCCAGCGGACCAGAAGUACAGGACCACCCAUCGCGCGAAAUCGCCUCUCGCAACGCACGCGGUCGAUAUCACUGGCAGCCAGGAGGCGAUGAGCUGGGACUAUUCUGAGACGGAGUGGUGGGGCUGGAUAAUCUUAAUAGUGACAUGGCUGGUCUUUGUUGUGGGAAUGGGGAGUUGCUUCGGGGUUUGGAGUUGGGCCUGGGAUGUCGGGGAGACCCCAUACGCGCCCCCUGAGCUGGAAGAUGACCCUACCCUGCCUAUUGUUGGGUACUAUCCCGCGCUCAUUGUACUGACGGCGGUCAUGUCGUGGGUUUGGGUUAUCAUUGCAUGGGUUGGCAUGAAAUAUUUCAAGCAUGCCAACAUAACUGGGGAUGACACAUGA